Symbiodinium sp. CCMP2456 is the source of this 1575-nucleotide messenger RNA. NCBI's taxonomy places the organism in Eukaryota, Dinophyceae, Suessiales, Symbiodiniaceae. The record is from the annotation of a GenBank genome assembly.
AUGGCCUCCAGCAGCACCGAUGCUGUUGCCGAAAGACCAGCGAAGCUUCAGAGGGUGAAUGCUCUGAGAAGGAAAUUGCCCCAUCUCACAGCCUCGGCUUUGUCCGAAGUUUGCAAAGUUCUCCGGGAGGAGGGUAUACCCAGUGUCGAUUUCUGGGCUCUGCUGCAAGCUGCUAUCUCGGAUGCCGAGAGCAGCUUUGCCCGAUACUUUUGGGGAUGCAUCGAGAAGACUCCCCCGAGCCCCGCCAAGGCAUGGCGGCUGAUCCUUUAUACGGACGAGAUCGUGCCGGGCAAUCCAUUAGCAGUCCAGACGAAGAGGAAGAUAUGGGCUUGCUAUGCCUCGUUCGUAGAACUUGGAUCGUAUACAUUGCAGCACGAGGAGUCCUGGCUUUGCAUAGGAUUGCUCCGAUCGAGCCUGAUGGCCAAGGCCGAAGCAGGUGUCUCUCAAUGGAUCUCGAAGAUCCUGCGAGACAUAUUCAUGCGACCGGCCAACCAUUUGGAGCACGGCUGCAUAUCCUUGCGGCGACCUGCAGGAGGUCAGCCUGUUCUCUUCCGGGUGGUUUUAUCUAUGAUCGUUCAAGACGGUGCUGCCCAUAAAGCUCUAUGGAGCUGCAAGGGGGAUGCUGGGACCCGCAUGUGCAUGCUAUGCAAAAAUGUAAUUGCACACCGAUGUGAUGUCCUGCACAGCAGCGGGCUCCCCGUGGUCGGUUCCUCUGAGAUCCGAGAAAGUAAGCUUUCGCUUGCGACCGACCAAUCCAUCCACGAGGCCAUGGCUAAACUGGCAGAGAAGAAGAUGCUUCUGAAUGCUGCAGAUUUCAGCACGUGGCAGCAAGCCACCGGCUGGACUUAUAAUAGUUCUUCCCUGCUGCAACAAGAGGAUCAACGAUGGCUGGUCCGGCCGGUCUCGCAGUAUUGCCACGACAGCAUGCACACCCUGCUGGUCUCCGGUGUCUUCCAGACAGUGACCUGGCUUGUUUUGGAAGCUUUGCAGAAGCAAUUUCCCAAUCUCUGGGAAAUCGCCGACGAGUACGUGGCCAAGUGGACCCUGCCCCGGAACAUCUCGGCCAAGGCCGAAGGGAUGCUGGGUCAGUCCCGAGCAAAAGCAUGCAAGGAAGCCGAGACCUUUAAAUGCACGGCCUCCGAAGGCUUGACACUGUCUCCAAUACUGGCUUGUUUCUUCAGGCAGCUCGCCAGGGCAAAUGCAAAUGUUGAGGCAGUGCAAGCGAUCCAAUGUUUCUUGCAGCUGGACAAACUCGUGGCAUGCUGCCAGAGAGCUCGGACUGAGGGAGCGGUUUCGCCCGCCCAGAUGAGAAAGCACGUUUCCGAUUUCUUGGAAUCGGUGCAUGCUGCAGAGUGGCAGGACCGCAUGCACUCCAAGUUCCAUUGGCUUCUGCACUUCGGCUCGCACCUGGAAAGGACAUCAAGAAGACUUCUGCUUACGAGCAGGGUCUUCUCCGAGAAGUUCUUGGACAAGAACUAUAUUGCUUGGCAAGAGCUGAUUGGCAACCCUACAGUGUUGUGCAUUCCAUUUCUUCUCUGGUUUGCGAUGACCUCGUGGGGGAGUGCUCCUGCAUAG